AACCUGAGGAGCAGUCAGCGCGAGCAGCUCACACACUGUUGGAGCUUAAACGGUGGUCAGAAUUCACACAUUGAAGGAUUUUUAACACGCUUGGACAAAAUGGAAACAUACCUGUCCCGAAGGUCGUGACUUCUGAGAAGGAGAUUACCACGCCGAGGCUUAAAAAAGCGACAAAAAUAUGCGUAAAACAGAUAGUUUCCCAAAUCCCUCAGCGCAACGGACAUCAGCAGAAACAACAUCCAUGUUACUGACUGCUACGGUUAGAAAGGAUGCGUUUUAAGCUGAAACCGGCUCUAUUUAGCGUUUUUUCCUCGUGGCAUAUGAACGUUUAAUCACUAAAAGCUGAAGGUUUAAAAGCUUUAAAUCCCACCAGCAGUGUAUUUGGGAAGCCAGCUGAGUGUUUACGCUUUAAAAUGGCUGCGGAGGGUCUGUGGGAUCAGAGUAAACCCGUUGAAUAAUAUUAUGCUUUAACGCUGGAAAUACCUCACUGGAGUUAUGGUAAUGGUUUGGCGGGGAAAGCCUUUUCUCAAUAUUAUGGUGACUUAUUUUCCAGACCUGUAACUGCAGGAGGUAACGUUGGAAAUUCCUACCCUUGUUCCGAAACACAAUGAGGCGAGACAGCUGAUUUAAUAUGCCUGUGUUUAUGCUGAUUUUCAUCACAUCACAUUCGGAUCUGGGGUUUUUCCAUUAAACGAUCGCCUAGAUUUUAAGAUAGAAGGGGCGAUCGCUGAUAUUUAAGCAAUAUUCAUGAUCUGGAAGUGAAUGGAUCUCCCCUGCUGUUAUAAUUAAAUCAAGCUGGCCAUCAGAAGGCAGGGAAGAAAGGCCCCAAGAUAUUGAUACCCAAUCUACCAGCAGCAACAGCAUCUCCAAAGACAUGGAUGCAGGGAAGAGGAUACUCAGACCUGAGCUGUUUCUGGUCAGACAGAGACUGCAGGGCAUGCACAGAUGUUUAUGGCUGUGUGUUAUUUUCUCCCUGGUGCUGAUAUCAGACGGCUCUCCAUCUAAACCGUGCGAGAAGAGCUGUCUGUCCGGCAGGUGUGUGAACGGAUCCUGUGUCUGUGAUCGUGGAUGGGUUGGGGACCAGUGCCAACACUGCCAGGGAAGAUUUAAGUUGACUGAACCGUCUGGGUACCUAACAGAUGGCCCCAUCAACUACAAAUACAAAACUAAGUGCACCUGGCUGAUUGAAGGAUACCCAAACGCAGUCCUGAGGUUACGGUUUAACCAUUUUGCGACUGAAUGUAGCUGGGACCACAUGUAUGUCUAUGACGGAGACUCUAUUUAUGCUCCCUUAGUAGCUGUGUUCAGUGGUCUCAUUGUCCCCGAAGUGAAAGGGAACGAGACAGUCCCUGAAGUGGAGACCAACUCAGGCUAUGCACUUCUGCACUUUUUUAGCGACGCUGCCUACAACCUGACGGGAUUUGAAAUAUUCUACUCAAUCAACUCCUGUCCAAAUAACUGCUCGGGCCACGGGAAGUGCACAUCGGGGAACUCAAUAGCGAGCCGUGUGUAUUGUGAGUGUGAUAAGUACUGGAAGGGCGAGGCCUGCGACAUCCCAUACUGCAGGAACAACUGUGGCAGCCCUGAUCAUGGUUACUGCGACCUCACCGGGGAAAAGCUAUGUGUGUGCAAUGACAGCUGGCAAGGUCCAGACUGCUCGUUAACAGUCCCCUCCACAGAGUCUUACUGGAUCAUGCCUACAGUGAAGCCAUUUGGAGCUUCACUGGGUAGAGCGUCCCAUAAGGCAGUGGUACAAGAAAAGGUCAUGUGGGUUGUCGGCGGCUACACAUUUAACUACAGCAACUUUCAGAUGGUUCUAAAUUAUAAUCUUGAAAGUGGCAUCUGGAACACUGUACCCAUCAGUAGCGGACCCCUGCCGAGAUACGGCCACUCCUUGGCAAUAUAUCGGGAUGAAAUCUAUAUGUUUGGAGGCAAGUUGGAGAUGGGUGCCAGUAAUGUAACAGAUGAGCUGUGGGUGUUCAACAUACCCAGAAUGACGUGGUCACAGAAGUUUCCAAGUGUGCCGGCUCAUGGGCAGAUCUACGCUGUUGAGGGCCACUCGGCCCACAUAGCAGAGAUGGAUAAUGGGGAUGUGAUUAUGGUGGUCAUCUUCGGCUACUCCUCCAUCUACAGCUACAUCAGCAAUGUCCAGGAGUACAACAUGCGAACAAACAUAUGGCUGGUGCCAGAUACCAGAGGAGCGAUCGCUCAGGGUGGGUACGGCCACAGCAGUGUGUUCGACAGUGGCAGCAAAAGUGUGUAUGUCCACGGGGGCUACAAAUCUCUCCCUGCCAACAAAUAUGGCCUUGUGGAUGAUUUAUACCGCUAUGAGGUUCAGACCCGCACCUGGACAAUUCUGAGGGAGAGCGGUUACCCACGUUACUUGCACUCAUCUGUGCUGUUAGGAGGAACUCUGCUCAUCUUUGGAGGAAAUACCCAUAAUGACACGUCUCUUAGCAAUGGAGCCAAGUGCUUCUCUGCUGACUUCAUUGCUUAUGACAUUGCGUGUGAUGAGUGGAAAGUCCUCCCUAAACCGAACUUGCACAGAGAUGUCAACCGCUUUGGGCAUACUGCAGUCACCAGUAACGGGUCUAUGUAUGUGUUUGGUGGUUUUUUCAGUGUGCUUCUGAAUGACGUGCUCAUCUACAGGCCACCCAUCUGUGAGGCCUUCCUGAGGCAGGAGCGCUGUGAGGCUGCAGGCCCUGGCGUGCGCUGCGUUUGGAAAGGGACCCGUUGCGUGUCCUGGGAGCUCAGCUUCACUAACAGCUCUACACCUGCUCCAUUCUGCCCUGCCAAAGCUGCCACAGUAGAUGAGAGAUGUUACCGCUUUUCUGACUGCACCAGUUGUACCGCCAACACUAAUGGAUGUCAAUGGUGUGACGGCAAGAAAUGCAUCUCAGCUCUCAGUAACUGCACUGCUACUGUGAAGAAUUUCACCAAAUGUCCAAUCAGGAAUGAGCAGAUUUGCAGUAAGAUGGCCAAUUGCAAGAGCUGCUCCCUCAACCUGAGCUGCCAGUGGGAUCCUCAACAGCAGGAAUGCCACAACCUCCCUGCCCAGCUGUGUGGAGAUGGUUGGAGCAAUGUUGGGGAGGCCUGUCUGCAGAUCAACUCCAGCAAGGAGAGCUAUGACAAUGCUCAGCACUACUGCAAGAACCUGGAGGGCAACAUUGCCUCACUUACCACAGCCAAGCAAGUGGAUUUUAUUCUGGAGGAACUGCAAAAGUACCAGCAGAAGGGGAAGAAACUGUCCCCAUGGGUGGGCCUGAGGAAGAUCAAUGUGUCAUACUGGGGGUGGGAGGACAUGUCUCCAUUCACUAACACCUCUCUGCAGUGGUUGCCCGGUGAGCCCAAUGACUCAGGCUUCUGUGCUUACCUGGAGAGGGCUCAGGUCUCUGGCCUCAAGGCUAAUCCCUGCACCGCCAACACAGAUGGCCUCAUCUGUGAGAAACCAGUUGUGAGCCCGAACCAAAACGUCCGCCCAUGUAAGAUGCCCUGCUCCCUGCGCACCACCUGUGAGAACUGCACCAGCCAGGCCAUGGAGUGCAUGUGGUGUGGAAGUACGAAGCGCUGUGUGGACUCCAAUGCCUACGUCAUUUCCUUCCCCUAUGGCCAGUGCCUGGAGUGGCAGACAGGAGAAUGUCUGUCUCAAAACUGCUCUGGUUUGCGUACAUGUGGUCAGUGUUUGGAACAGCCUGACUGUGGCUGGUGUGGGGACCCCAGUAACACAGGCCGAGGACAGUGUAUGGAGGGCUCGUAUCGUGGACCCAUGAAGAGCACGUCCAAACACAGCCAAGACAUGGUGCUGGAGGCAGGACUCUGCCCAAAAGAACGAGGCUUUGAGUGGGCCUUCAUCCAAUGUCCUGCAUGCCAGUGCAACGGCCACAGCACUUGUGUGAACGGCAGCGUGUGCGAGCAGUGCCGUAACCUCACCACUGGCCCUCACUGUGACACAUGCUUGCCUGGUUACCAUGGAGACCCAACCAAUGGCGGAAAGUGCCAAGCCUGUAAAUGUAAUGGCCAUGCCAACUUGUGCCAGGUGCUGACAGGCAAAUGCUUUUGCACCACCAAGGGAAUCAAAGGUGACCAGUGCCAACUUUGUGACUCAGAAAACCGUUACCUUGGGAACCCCCUCAGAGGAACCUGUUACUAUAACCUGCUGAUUGAUUACCAGUUCACCUUCAGUCUGCUUCAAGAAGAUGACCAACACUACACUGCCAUUAACUUCAUGGCCACUCCUGAACAGACCAGUAAGAACUUGGACAUGUCCAUCAAUGCAUCAAACAACUUCAAUCUGAACAUCACUUGGUCCAUUGGGUCAACAGCUGGAACCAUUUCUGGGGAAGAGAUCCCCAUCGUGUCAAAGACCAACAUCAAAGAGUACAGAGACAGUUUCUCUUGUGAGAAAUUCAGUUUCCACAGCAACCCCAAUAUCACCUUCUAUGUAUAUGUCAGCAACUUCUCAUGGCCAAUCAAAAUACAGAUCGCCUUCUCUCAGCACAACAGCAUCAUGGACCUGGUGCAGUUUUUUGUGACCUUUUUCAGCUGUUUUCUGUCUCUGUUGCUGGUAGCUGCAGUGGUGUGGAAGAUCAAACAGACCUGCUGGGCCUCCAGACGACGAGAGCAACUGAUGAGGGAAAGGCAGCAGAUGGCCAGUCGCCCUUUUGCCUCGGUCGCAGUGACGCUGGAUGUUGGUGACCCACAACUAGAACUGCUUCAGGGGGGAAUUGAGGGACCUCCCAAACCAGUUGCUGUUGAACCCUGUUCAGGUGGGAAAGCAGCAGUGCUCACAGUGCUAAUGUGCCUCCCACGAGGGGCAUCUGGUAUUCCUCCACCCGGCCAGUCAGGUAUAGCUAUCGCCAGCGCUCUUAUCGACACGUCCCAGCAGAAGCCCAUGGACUUCAAAGAGAAGAGCCAAGGCUUGAAGAACCGCAAAGCUCUGCCUCCUGCUCACCAGGGCACCUGUGUGUAAAAAACAUUGAUGGUCUCGGUGGGCUGUCCUUUACCAGAGUGACCUCCUCUCUUGUGCUGCAGCAGGCAAAUGGCACCCUAUGUAUCAAAUAGAGGCCCCAUUUUAGGGGAUUAUUUAGGUGACAGAGUGCCCACUAUUUCCACUCCUUAUACACUUUCUCUCCAUGUCUAUUUACCAUAAUAAAUAGACCUCGCCACCACCUGUUCCAGCUCAAGCCUCACUCUACAUUUUCCUUGUGCUUCUCUCCCAGUUCGACUCUAUCCAAACCAAUCCACAAGCCUGCUACACUACUCCAUCUGCUUCUUCAUAUCACCUUCAACUCUGGUCACCGUAUAACCUUUUUUCCCCACAUUUCUUAGUCAUUCCGAGCCAUCAGAAUGUUGGUCACCUCUAACGACCCUCAGUUGUUUCAAGAGGGCCUCUCCAAUGGAUGUCUCCCAUGUGUAACAUCAGCUUCACACCAAGCACAGAUGGUUUAUGCUUCAUCAGUGAAGAAACUAGGAUUCUGGGAUGUCAGCUGGACCAGUUUUUCUCACUGAAGUAAUCUUCUAAUGGUUAUCUUGGGACAGUCGCCGGUUUUGUGUACGGGUCAAAAAGUUUUUUGAAUGCUUGCCAACUAUUUUUUUUGCUCAUAAGUAGGUUCAUAAUCAACAUCAGAUUUUUAGAUAUUUUGACAUUUUAUUUAAAAGAGACUGAAUAUAGAUAUGUUUACCAUAGAUAGCGUUAAAGCUAUCUGUUGCAUAUGCUAUUGAAUUUCUGCUGCUGGUAAUCUCAUGCUAGGUAAACAAAGGUUAGGACUGGAUAAAAUCUUUCUCAGAUUUCAUCUUUGCAUGGGCCACACAGACUAUGCUUGAAAACUUUAAAUAUUUUGUGGGUUAAAUGUCACAGAGUCUCUCCAUGUUGUUAAGUAUGAGGUUUGGUGUGCACAAACAGUCCACACCAUUAGUGUAACACACUAUAAUGCAGAGGACUCAAAAGGGGCCAACUGGUGUGAAUGAAACCAAGUGUCAGUCUUAAAUCACAAAGAAAAAUUAGACUUGAGGUGGUGAGGGACUGAAUCGUGCCUCACUGACCUUACAAACCUUGAGAAUUUAAGCUUGUAGUUGCAUACCAGAGGGCCACAUCCAAGCUGGUGUGUAGUCAUUAAUUAAAAAUGCUAGGGAACUCUAGAAAAGCUGUUGUUUUUUUAUUGUAAUUUUGCAUUGUAAUUACAGGUUUGAAUGAGCAAUGUCUCAUAACGAUGCAGUAAUGUUUCUUCUCUUUGUAAUUAACUUUUGUACUCUUUAAGUUUCACAUAUUGUGAAUGUCUGAAGAGAAAGCCGAUGAUUUUGAGGAGAUCGGCAGCUGAGAGUAUGCAGUUAUAGACCGUUCAUACACUCAAGGACUGUUUCCUCAGACAAUGGGAUUUCAGGAUUUGCCCUACAACUAGAAAGACCCUUCGCUUUGAUUAGCCCAACAGACGAGUCCCCAAUGAGUAAAACGGGAAGUCCAAGAAGACUGUGUGUUCCUGCCUAUCCUAUUUCUAUGGCAACAGCAAGAAAGUGUACAGCAUCCUAAUCUUCACACAUUUGCUUAAAAUGGACCUGACCAUGUGAAUUUAAUGUGAAUUGAUCUUUUUCUCUUCAUGUAGCUACUUUUUGUUUGUAUACUUUGCUGGUU
This is a messenger RNA of Myxocyprinus asiaticus (Chinese sucker), 6628 nucleotides long. Its product is annotated as attractin-like protein 1. The record is from RefSeq and is a predicted model, not a curated record. NCBI's taxonomy places the organism in Eukaryota, Metazoa, Chordata, Actinopteri, Cypriniformes, Catostomidae. The coding region runs from base 875 to 4969 and encodes 1364 amino acids. Gene Ontology annotation, cellular component: Golgi apparatus. The transcript has 29 exons. Gene Ontology annotation, molecular function: protein binding.